Messenger RNA from Choloepus didactylus (southern two-toed sloth), 4995 nucleotides. It is a transcript of the gene ZBTB24, whose product is annotated as zinc finger and BTB domain containing 24. Gene Ontology annotation, cellular component: nucleus. NCBI's taxonomy places the organism in Eukaryota, Metazoa, Chordata, Mammalia, Pilosa, Megalonychidae. Gene Ontology annotation, biological process: regulation of transcription by RNA polymerase II. The record is from RefSeq and is a predicted model, not a curated record. Gene Ontology annotation, molecular function: RNA polymerase II cis-regulatory region sequence-specific DNA binding; DNA-binding transcription factor activity, RNA polymerase II-specific; protein binding. The coding region runs from base 475 to 2562 and encodes 695 amino acids. The transcript has 7 exons.
GCCGGCGUUUCCGGGUUGGCUGCGUCUGCUCCACCGAAGCCCGGGCCCGGGGUGGCGCACGAUCCCCAGCGGCUGCCUCGGCGAGCUGAGCGACGAGGCGGGCCCGGGGUGGGUGCUCGCGCCAGGCGGCUGGUUAGGCGGCCGUGACCCGGUCUCCGCCGGGCGCUCGCUAGAGGUAGGUCCGCCCCGGACCCGCUGUCUUUGGCGCGGGAGCCGCGGCCAUGUCGACCCCUCCCCAGCCUUCUGCCCCUCUGCUGGGCCGAGGGUCCCGGGCGCUGUUCUUCCCGCGCCACAGCUUCCUCCUCGGCAGGCCCCAGGCUCCGGGGAAUUGUCCGCCCGCGACUCCGCAUUGCCUCAAGCCAGCCUGGCCAUUCCUCGCCGCAAGUCCAAAGCGAGGCCCGCUGCUGCCUGCGUUAUUGCACCACUGUUAUCCCCAAAUUCACUUUGUUUAAGUCUGCUUGGCUUAUAAAGAAAAUGGCAGAAACUUGCCCAGAGCCUUCUGGGCAACUUGUUGUACACUCGGGCACUCACAGCGACACCAUCCUGGCCUGUUUUGAGGAUCAGAGGAAGAAAGGCUUUCUCUGUGACAUCACUUUAAUCGUGGAGAAUGUGCAUUUCCGGGCCCACAAAGCCUUACUUGCUGCCAGUAGCGAAUACUUCUCAAUGAUGUUUGCUGAAGAGGGGGAGAUCGGCCAGUCCAUUUAUAUGCUGGAAGGCAUGGUUGCGGACACAUUUAGUAUCCUGCUGGAAUUCAUCUACACGGGUUAUCUCCACGCCAGUGAGAAAAGUACAGAACAAAUCCUGGCUACUGCUCAGUUUUUAAAAGUCUAUGACCUGGUAAAGGCUUACACAGACUUUCAAAAUCAUAACUCCCCAAAGCCAACAAUUUUGAACACUGCUGGUGCUCCGGUGGUGGUUAUUUCUAAUAAGAAAAAUGAUCCUCCAAAGCGGAAACGGGGAAGACCAAGAAAAGUCAACAGUUUGCAGGAGGGGAAAUCAGAACCGGUUGCAGAAGAAGAAAUACAGCUAAGGGUGAACAGUUCAGUUCAAAAUAGACAAAACUUUAUGGCUAAAGCAGGAGACAGUGGUUUACUGAAUGAAAUGAGUCCAGCAAAAGAAAUGGAAGCAUGUGAGCCUGCUGGUGAUGCAGGUAGAAUGGAGGAUAUACCAGCUGAAAAAGAUGAGAACUCUGAUCCCAAGACCCAGGAUGGGCAGAACACCCAGAGUCGGUAUAGCAAGCGGAGGAUUCGGAGAUCUGUCAGACUUAAAGAUUACAAACUUGUUGGGGAUGAAGAUGAUCAGGGUUCAGCCAAGAGGACCUGUGGGAGGAGAAGGCGCCCCAGCCCUGAGGCCCACUGUAAAGACUGUGGCAAAGUCUUUAAGUACAAUCACUUUUUAGCAAUCCACCAGAGAAGCCACACGGGGGAGCGACCUUUCAAGUGUAAUGAAUGUGGAAAAGGCUUUGCCCAGAAGCACUCCCUGCAGGUUCACACCAGAAUGCACACAGGCGAGCGGCCGUACACCUGCACCGUGUGCAGCAAGGCUCUGACCACCAAGCACUCCCUGCUGGAGCACAUGAGCCUCCACUCAGGACAGAAAUCUUUUACCUGUGAUCAGUGUGGAAAAUAUUUCAGCCAGAAAAGACAACUAAAGAGCCAUUACCGAGUUCAUACAGGCCUCUCGUUACCGGAAUGCAACCAUUGCCAUCGCAAAUUCAUGGAUGUGUCUCAGCUAAAGAAACAUCUACGAACACACACAGGUGAGAAGCCAUUUACUUGUGAAAUCUGUGGCAAAUCUUUCACAGCAAAGAGUUCUCUUCAGACCCACAUAAGAAUCCAUCGAGGAGAAAAGCCAUACUCCUGUGGCAUAUGUGGCAAAUCCUUCUCUGACUCCAGUGCCAAGAGGAGGCACUGCAUUCUCCACACAGGCAAAAAGCCUUUCUCCUGUCCUGAGUGUAAUUUACAGUUUGCUCGCUUAGACAACUUGAAAGCUCACUUGAAAAUCCAUAGCAAAGAGAAACCUGUGUCAGAUGCUGGCAGUGUUUCUGGCAAUAGUAGUACUGAAGAAGUCAGGAAUAUUCUUCAGCUGCAGCCAUAUCAACUCUCUACCUCUGGAGAGCAGGAAAUUCAGCUCCUUGUAACCGACUCGGUACAUAACAUCAAUUUCAUGCCUGGUCCCAGCCAAGGAAUCAGCAUCGUCGCUGCUGAGAGUUCCCAGAACAUGGGUGCAGAUCAGGGUGCUAAUCUCACCCUGCUCACACAGCAGCCAGAGCAACUGCAGAAUCUAAUUCUUUCGGCUCAGCAGGAGCAAACAGAACACAUUCAGAGCCUCAAUAUGAUCGAAAGCCAGAUGGAAGCCUCACAGACGGAACCGGUGCAUGUGAUCACACUCUCCAAGGAAACCCUCGAACAUCUUCACACCCAUCAAGAGCAAACAGGGGAGCUCCACUUAGCGAGUGCUUCUGAUCCGGCUCAGCACCUGCAGCUGACACAGGAGCCUGGCACACCCCCACCGGCCCAUCCUGCGCCCCAGCCCACACCACUCAGCCAGGAGCAGAGCUGACCUGUGCCCUUGCUUGACUGCACUGCAGGGCUCUUCUCCAUAAGCCAGCCACAUCAGGAUCGUAGAUGCUUGAAGGCAGGCUUUCUGCAACACCGGAUUAACAGAGCCUUACAAAGAUGUGAUAGCUGGCUGAUGUUUAUAAUGUUGUCCAUCCAGGCAGCAAGAUAUGUGUAUCGUGUCUUAUAUGUAAUACUGGUUUGGAUUUAACAUUUCAAUAAUUGAUAAAUUUCAUCUACUCCCUCUCUUAAAGAUUGAGUUAAUUUUUCUUUGGGUCAUUGAUUUAGCCUUUCCUAUUGCUAUUAAGUGUUCACGGUCAUAAGUUUAAGAUCUUCCUGACUUUUCCAAUAUUCUGGUUUUUUAUUUUUUAGAACAAAGGAGGUCAUAGUGAUAAAUUGGGUAAAGUGGUUGGUUCCACUUCCUUAUUUCCCUUAGGAAACAAGUCAGGGCUGGGUAUAACAGAUCAAAGCAUUUGGGAAAUGUGUUCUUGUAAUAACUUCCAAUCUCUUAAGAAAGUUUCUCUCUCUCAACAAUCACAGUGGGCUCAUUGUGUCAUGUUGAAGGUAGAUUCAAAGACAUAUAAACUAAAUGUCUAUUUUACUCAGAAUUCAUGUAGCAAGAAAGCCAAAAGUAUAGAAUUUUUUAAAAAUUCUAAACUCAACUUUUCUGAGAAACAUAGAUUUACAUAUUUUUUCAAAAGCAUAUUAUUAAAAAUUUAGUUCAGAACUCUAAAAAGUCUAAUGAGAUUGGAUCAAGACCUUCACCCCAAAUGAAUUCUUCAUUUGUUAUCGCAAUAUUUGAUCUUCAUGAUGAAGUUACAGCUUUGUUAGUUAUCCUAGAAAAUUUAAAAUUUUAAUUCAGUAUAACUUAAAUGUUAAAUAUACUCGACUGAAUUCCAAUUAUCUCUGAAGAUAUUGAUCUAUGUAUUUUGUCUGAUAAUUUUCUGGAAGUGGGGAAUUACUAUAGUGAAUUUUUAUUGUGAACUAAGUUAAGUCCCACAAAGUGGACACAUUUUUUUAAAAGUAAAUACCUUCUAAUCUUAUAAAUAAUUUUGAGUCUCAGAGACUUAGUAGCCAGCAUGUGUUUUUAAUCGUUGGAUGAUUCUAAAUUAUUAUCAAAAGAUUAAUUUAGAUUUGGGGUAGGUUUUAGAGUUCCGUGUAUUGUGUUGAACACUUUGUGACUGCUUACUCUCAAGUAAGAGGGUUUUUGAGAAAGGCCCUCAGAAGAAGUCAGAUAAUAGGACAUCUAAACUAGCAUGAAGGUGGUGGAGAGUAAGGGGAACUUAACUCUGCAGUUAACAGCAACUUGUUGCCUCAUUUUAGACAUUGGUGAUUUCCAUGUUCAUCAAAUAGGUGUCCUGGGAGAUUAACGAAAUAGCGAAUUCCUCUCAGGUUUGAGAGAAGAUGGGAACUUUUUUGUUGCAUAUUUGCCAAGCUAUAUUUUAUUGUUAAUGUAAUUCUUGAAAUUUUCAAAAUGAUAUAUUUUUAUAUGUAUCAACCAAAGUAAUGUAAAUCAGGUCUGACUAGAGCAGAGGUAUAAUUUUUACAAAUGUGGUUGUACUGUAAGUAUUAUUUCAGAUUCUCCAUUCAGUCAUUUAAAUUACUUAAAGCUUAUUUUUAAAACAGAUUUUUCACCAGCUUUUGAAAACCUACUGGUACACAUUUCUCCAGGAGGUACAUAGUAUAUUAAAGCAAAUGGAGGUACAUAGUAUUAAAGUAAAUGAACACUUAACUACUUUCUCUGCAUAGCUAGAUAAUUAUUCAGGAAAUAUGGUUACAUGGCUAUUUAUAAAACAAGUUUAAGAAGUUUUAUGACAGUCUACCUCAGUGCUGUCUGAUAGAAAUACAAUGUGAGCCAUGUGUAAUUUUAAAUUUUCUAGUAGCCACAUUAAAAAAGUGAAAAAAAAAAAAGGUGAGAUCAAUUUUUAUAUAUUUUAUUUAACCCCACAUUUACAAAAUAUUUUCAUUGCAGCAUGUAAUUAAUGUCUUAAUUGAUUUUUAUGAGAUAUUUUACAUUCUUUUUUUGUACCAAGUCUUCAAAAUCUGGUGUAUAUUUUACACUAAUGCAAUCUCAAUUUGGAUGCUGAUUGUUCAUUGGGCAUAUUUAGAUUUCAUAAAGUUUACAGAUUACAACCUGGUAGCAAGUGUGGAGAAACAGAGUAUGCUUCUAAAGAAAUGGCAGAGUAUUAUGCUUUCUAGCUGCCAAAAUGCACCUGAUGUAACUUUUGAAGAUCCCUUUGGUUUUCUUUCAGCAGAGGGCUAGCCUUGGGCAGAUUUGAGCUCUUACCAUCAAAUGAAUUUAUUUGUGUGCUUGCCCCUGUUUCCUGAAUCUUCUUUUCACCUCUACCCUGUGUAUUUUCUGCAGUUGGUUCUUGCAUUUUACAUGCCAUGAGCAACGAGUUAGAUGAUGCUGAGGAAUAAAAUGAGAUUCUCAUUA